Messenger RNA from Echinops telfairi (small Madagascar hedgehog), 6836 nucleotides. RefSeq names its product adhesion G protein-coupled receptor L1 (gene ADGRL1). Gene Ontology annotation, biological process: adenylate cyclase-activating G protein-coupled receptor signaling pathway; heterophilic cell-cell adhesion; cell surface receptor signaling pathway. The record is from RefSeq and is a predicted model, not a curated record. The coding region runs from base 1257 to 5297 and encodes 1346 amino acids. Gene Ontology annotation, cellular component: postsynaptic density; presynaptic membrane; axon. NCBI's taxonomy places the organism in Eukaryota, Metazoa, Chordata, Mammalia, Afrosoricida, Tenrecidae. Gene Ontology annotation, molecular function: latrotoxin receptor activity; G protein-coupled receptor activity. The transcript has 20 exons.
CUGCAGGGAGAGGCAGGACGAAGCUGGAGCGCUUGGGAAGGAGGGAGGGAGAGGAGCAGGCCUGAGGCCCAGAGCCCAAGAUGACCUGGAUGGAGCACAGGAUAGCUCAGGAAAGGGGAAGCGCCCGGUCUGAUGGGAGAGCGCUGGCCUGAGUGCUUCAGGAGACAGGACAGCGGGCACACAAAGCUCACUCGCUGAGCACCUCCUGUGUGCCAGGCCUGGAGGAGCUGCUGGGGCCCCGCCACCACCCCCAAAACACCCUGCUGAGACUCAGGCCUUCUGAGAGAUGCCACCCCGAGAGAGAGGCAGGGCCGGACAAGCAGAACCUUGUGCGUGGCUGGCAGCCCUCUGGCCCCAGGCUUCAGAGACUGGGCCCCCUCCCCUGAGGGUGACCCCAGUGCUGGUGAGGGCGGAUCAGGGAUGGGUGGUAGGGAUGUCGCGGGGAGAGGGAAGUGGGUGUCGGCGCCCCCCUGCGCCUGGACUAGCCGGACUAACACAAUUUGCCUUGCAGCUGAGCACAGCCUAACGUGCCCCUUCCUCCCCCAGGUGCGGGCAGGCGCAGAGCUCCCAGCUCCUGGGUCCGGGGUUGUGGGAGCUGGGGGAGAACCCCAGCUCCAGGCUGCCUGUGCCGCGGUGUCUGUGCCCACUGCGUGCUGUCCAGCCCCGUCUGUGUCCUCCCUUGCCUCUCACCUCCUGGCCUCUGUCUCCCCGCCCUGGCUCGCUCGAAGGCCAGGUGCUCGUGCCCCCUCCCCCCACUGUGUCUACCUCUGCCACCUUCCAUGUGCACCCUCCAAGUGGUCAGGGCUGGGGGACUCGGCCGGACAAGGAGACAGCCAGCUGGAGGGCAAGGGGCUCAGCCUGCCCUCUGGGCACCCCAGCCCGCCUCAGCAGGAGGGUCUGGCCAGGUGGGAAGGCCUUGGAGCGGCCCAUCUCCCAGCUGGGGGUUCCCCCACCCCUCCACCCUCUCUCUGUGCAGAAGGUUCCCCCUCCCACCUGAGGGCUGUCUGCCCACCUGCCCUGUCCCUGCCCCCCACCCCCAUGCCUCUCCUUCUUCCCGUGUCUCCCCUCUGUGACGUCUCCCCAACACCGCCUGCCCACCUGACUCCGAGGAGGGGACGGGGGCGGGGAAGCAGGACGGAGGAAGGACAGGAAAGGGGCGUGUUGCCGAGAAAGGAACAAAAGCAAUUUAAUCUUUUUUUUCUCUUUUUUUUUUUUCUUGCACAUUUUUUUUCACUUUGUUUUCUCUCUCUCUUCCGAUGCUUAAAGUAGAAGUGGAGCAGAAAGUCUUCGUAUGCCCAGGGACCCUGCAGAAGGUGCUGGAGCCCACCUCGACACACGAGUCGGAACACCAGUCUGGUGCGUGGUGCAAGGACCCGCUGCAGGCCGGGGACCGCAUCUACGUGAUGCCUUGGAUCCCCUACCGCACGGACACGCUGACCGAGUACGCCUCCUGGGAGGACUACGUGGCCGCCCGUCACACCACCACCUACCGCCUGCCCAACCGCGUGGACGGCACCGGCUUCGUGGUCUACGACGGCGCGGUCUUCUACAACAAGGAACGCACACGCAACAUCGUCAAGUACGACCUCCGGACUCGCAUCAAGAGCGGGGAGACAGUCAUCAACACAGCCAACUACCACGACACCUCGCCGUACCGCUGGGGCGGCAAGACCGACAUCGACCUGGCGGUGGAUGAGAACGGGCUGUGGGUCAUCUACGCCACCGAGGGCAACAACGGGCGGCUGGUGGUGAGCCAGCUCAACCCCUACACGCUGCGCUUCGAGGGCACCUGGGAGACGGGCUACGACAAGCGCUCGGCCUCCAACGCCUUCAUGGUGUGCGGCGUGCUGUACGUGCUGCGCUCCGUGUACGUGGACGACGACAGCGAGGCGGCCGGCAACCGCGUGGACUACGCCUUCAACACCAACGCCAACCGCGAGGAGCCCGUCGGCCUCGCCUUCCCCAACCCCUACCAGUUCGUCUCUUCGGUGGACUACAACCCGCGCGACAACCAGCUGUACGUCUGGAACAACUACUUCGUGGUGCGCUACAGCCUGGAGUUCGGGCCGCCCGACCCCAGCGCAGGCCCAGCCACUUCUCCACCCCUCAGCACGACCACCACAGCCCGGCCCACCCCGCUCACCAGCACAGCCUCACCUGCGGCCACCACCCCGCUCCGCCGGGCACCCCUCACCACGCACCCCGUGGGUGCCAUCAACCAGCUGGGACCUGACCUGCCUCCAGCCACAGCCCCAGCGCCCAGCACCCGACGGCCCCAGGCCCCCAAUCUGCACGUGUCCCCCGAGCUCUUUUGUGAACCUCGGGAAGUGCGGCGGGUCCAGUGGCCGGCCACCCAGCAGGGGAUGCUGGUGGAGAGGCCGUGCCCCAAGGGGACACGAGGAAUUGCCUCCUUCCAGUGUCUGCCGGCCCUGGGGCUCUGGAAUCCCCGGGGCCCUGAUCUCAGCAACUGCACCUCCCCCUGGGUCAACCAGGUGGCCCAGAAGAUCAAGAGUGGGGAGAAUGCAGCCAACAUUGCCAGCGAGCUGGCCCGCCACACCAGGGGCUCUAUCUAUGCGGGCGACGUCUCCUCCUCUGUGAAGCUGAUGGAGCAGCUGCUGGACAUCCUGGACGCCCAGCUACAGGCCCUGCGGCCCAUCGAGCGCGAGUCAGCCGGCAAGAACUACAACAAGAUGCACAAGCGCGAGCGAACCUGUAAGGACUACAUCAAGGCCGUGGUGGAGACGGUGGACAACCUGCUGCGGCCAGAGGCUCUAGAGUCCUGGAAGGACAUGAACGCCACGGAGCAGGUGCACACUGCCACCAUGCUGCUGGACGUCCUGGAGGAAGGGGCCUUCCUGCUGGCCGACAACGUCCGGGAACCCGCCCGCUUCCUGGCCGCCAAGCAGAACGUGGUCCUAGAGGUCACCGUCCUGAACACAGAGGGCCAAGUGCAGGAGCUGGUGUUCCCCCAGGAGUACGCCAGCGAGAACUCCAUCCAGCUCUCCGCCAAGACCAUCAAGCAGAACAGUCGCAACGGGGUAGUCAAGGUCGUCUUCAUCCUCUACAACAACCUGGGCCUCUUCCUGUCCACGGAGAAUGCCACGGUGAAGCUGGCCGGAGAGGCGGGCGCGGGCGGCCCGGGUGGUGCCUCGCUGGUGGUGAACUCGCAGGUGAUCGCUGCAUCCAUCAAUAAGGAGUCCAGCCGCGUCUUCCUCAUGGACCCCGUCAUCUUUACGGUGGCCCACCUGGAGGCCAAGAACCAUUUUAAUGCGAACUGCUCCUUCUGGAACUACUCGGAGCGCUCCAUGCUGGGCUACUGGUCGACCCAGGGCUGCCGCCUGAUAGAGUCCAACAAGACACACACCACGUGUGCCUGCAGCCACCUGACCAACUUCGCCGUGCUCAUGGCCCACCGCGAGAUCUACCAGGGCCGCAUCAACGAGCUGUUGCUGUCUGUCAUCACGUGGGUGGGCAUCGUGGUCUCGCUGGUCUGCCUGGCCAUCUGCAUCUCCACCUUCUGCUUCCUGCGGGGGCUGCAGACUGACCGCAACACCAUCCACAAGAACCUGUGCAUCAACCUCUUCUUGGCCGAGCUGCUCUUCCUCGUCGGCAUAGACAAGACUCAGUAUGAGAUCGCUUGCCCCAUCUUUGCCGGCCUGCUGCACUACUUCUUCCUGGCGGCCUUCUCCUGGCUCUGUCUGGAGGGCGUGCACCUCUACCUGCUGUUGGUGGAGGUGUUUGAGAGCGAGUAUUCCCGCACCAAGUACUACUACCUGGGCGGCUACUGCUUCCCCGCCCUGGUGGUGGGCAUUGCGGCGGCCAUCGACUACCGCAGCUACGGCACUGAGAAGGCCUGCUGGCUCCGCGUGGACAACUACUUCAUCUGGAGCUUCAUCGGCCCCGUCUCCUUCGUCAUCGUGGUGAACCUGGUGUUCCUCAUGGUGACGCUGCACAAGAUGGUACGCAGCUCUUCUGUGCUCAAGCCCGACUCCAGCCGCCUCGACAACAUCAAAUCCUGGGCCUUGGGGGCCAUCGCGCUGCUCUUCCUGCUGGGUCUCACCUGGGCCUUCGGCCUCCUCUUCAUCAACAAGGAGUCUGUGGUCAUGGCCUAUCUCUUCACCACCUUCAACGCCUUCCAGGGGGUCUUCAUCUUCGUCUUUCACUGCGCCUUACAGAAAAAGGUGCACAAGGAGUACAGCAAGUGCCUGCGUCACUCCUACUGUUGCGUCCGCUCCCCGCCGGGGGGCACGCACGGCUCCCUCAAGACCUCAGCCAUGCGCAGCAACACCCGCUACUACACAGGGACCCAGAGCCGGAUCCGGAGGAUGUGGAACGACACCGUGAGGAAACAGACGGAAUCCUCCUUCAUGGCAGGUGACAUCAACAGCACCCCCACCCUGAACCGAGGUACCAUGGGGAACCACCUACUGACCAACCCUGUGCUGCAGCCCCGUGGAGGCACCAGCCCCUACAACACUCUUAUUGCUGAGUCAGUGGGCUUCAAUCCCUCCUCGCCCCCCGUCUUCAACUCCCCAGGGAGCUACCGGGAACCCAAGCACCCCCUGGGUGGCCGGGAGGCCUGCGGCAUGGACACCCUUCCCCUCAACGGCAACUUCAACAACAGCUACUCCUUGCGGAGCGGGGACUUCCCUCCUGGGGACGGGGCUCCCGAGCCUCCCCGGGGCCGGAACCUGGCCGACGCAGCCGCCUUUGAGAAGAUGAUCAUCUCGGAGCUGGUUCACAACAACCUGCGGGCGAGCAGCAGUGUGGCCAAGGGCCCCCCGCCGCCAGAGCCGCCUGUGCCCCCGGUGCCUGGGGGCGGCAGUGAAGAAGAGGCGGGGGGGCCUGGGGGUGCUGACCGGGCCGAGAUUGAACUUCUCUACAAGGCCCUGGAGGAGCCGCUGCUGCUGCCCCGGGCCCAGUCGGUGCUGUACCAGAGCGAUCUGGACGAGUCAGAGAGUUGCACGGCAGAGGAUGGCGCCGCCAGCCGGCCCCUCUCCUCCCCUCCCGGCCGGGACUCCCUCUAUGCCAGUGGGGCCAACCUGCGGGACUCACCUUCCUACCCGGACAGCAGCCCCGAGGGGCCCAGCGAGGCCCUGCCCCCGCCCCCACCCGCGCCCCCUGGCCCCCCAGAAAUCUACUACACCUCUCGCCCGCCGGCCCUGGUGGCCCGGAACCCCCUGCAGGGCUACUACCAGGUGCGGCGACCCAGCCACGAGGGCUACCUGGCAGCCCCUGGCCUGGAGGGGCCAGCGCCUGAUGGGGAUGGGCAGAUGCAGCUGGUCACCAGUCUCUGAGGGACCUCAAGGACCAGCGGCUAGUGGCCCAAUGCUGAGAAGGAACCUUGGGCCCGGCUCUGGUAGGGAAGGGGACUGGCAGAAGUAGUGGGGGGGGGGGCCACUAUCUCCAGAGGGCACCCCAGGGCUCUGGGCCCGACAGCCCCCUCCAGGAGAACUCCGUCCCAUGUAGGGGCCUGAGGUCCAGGGUCACAGACAGGGUUUCCCACCAGCCACAGGCACCAGCUCUGUUUUGGGGGAAGUGCAGUGAGGGGCCCAGAGUCCCCUGCCCCAACCCAGGCAGUGUGAGGAGUGGGAGAGGAAGGGGCACAGCCCUCUGCUGGAUGCCCCUCCCAUCCCUGUCCUUGCCUUCCUGGGGGGUGGGAAGACAGGUGGGAGGAGCAGCUGCCUUCCGAGGUUGCCCAGGUGGUGCUGGAUGGAACCGGUUGAUCCGAUGGGUCAGCUGGUUGACCAGUCAGCUGCUCGCGGUAGCUCCUGCUGGAGGAAGCAGCGGGGCUGAAGGAUGGGGGGCAGGUUUCUCGGGCUCCCCCCUGCUGCUCUCUGGACAGUGGGACCUGAGCCCCUGAGAAAGGCCAGGGCUAUGGCUGGUGGUUUAAAGGUGGAACUUUCUCCGAAGCUCCUUCCCCUGCUCUUCAUCCUCACGCCCCUCCCCCUCCAGCAAGCUGCCCCUAGCCCUCCAUGACUGCACCCAAUGACCCCCUCCCUUGGGGCGACUCCUGAUGAAGCACAACGCCCUGCAGGGCCCCCAGCCCACAGGGGUGGCCAUAUUGGGGCAGUCCCCAGUCCUGUGGGCUCGGCUGUCUGGGGAGCAGAUUUUGGGUCUGGAGCUCCCUGGGGAGAGUGGGUCCUGGGCUCAGAUCUCCCCCUAGGGGGCCCUCUUUUCCUCCCCCUCGCCUCCUCCCCCAUCGCUGUAAAUAUUUCAACGAAAUGGAAAAGACAAAAAAAAGAAAAAGGAAAAAAAACAAAAAAAGAAAAUCUCAUCACUUGAAGCCACCGGGAGCCUGCGGCCCAGGCCCACGCCGGCUCUCCCAGGGGGGCCCAGCAGCGCCCGCCACUCCCGGCAGCCAGGACUCUCCUCCGCGUGCGUGCAGACCCAGCCAGGCAGGGCGGGCAACUGCAGCUUUUUACAACCCAGAGACGGAAAACACAACCUAGAAGCAACAGCGAAACAAAGAACCUGUCUCCUUCCUGGUACCACGUGUCUGUCCUCUCUUCCUCCUCCUCCUCCUCCUCCUCUUCUUCCUCCUCGUCUGCCCCUGCCAGGCGCCAGCCAGCCCUCCUGGGGCGUGUACCUCACCGCCUGCCCCAGGAACAGGGGCCUGCCCCCCACCCCACCUUCCCCUCCCCACUGGCCCAAGGGAGACGCCCUCACACCCAAAGAUGCUUUUGCCAAGCUGGCUGAGCCGCCCCUCUGAGUUCCCGCUUCUCGUAUAUUGCUUCUGGGACUCUGGGCCAGGGAGACAGGGCUCUGUCCUUCUAGAGAGAGGAGUGGGGGAUUGAAGACAGGAGCCACAGGGAGAGGGUGGCAGGCCAAGCUGA